Messenger RNA from Penicillium manginii, 2076 nucleotides. RefSeq names its product mitochondrial distribution and morphology protein. Bases 1 to 2076 code for a protein of 691 amino acids. Gene Ontology annotation, cellular component: mitochondrial inner membrane. Gene Ontology annotation, biological process: mitochondrion inheritance. The record is from RefSeq and is a predicted model, not a curated record. NCBI's taxonomy places the organism in Eukaryota, Fungi, Ascomycota, Eurotiomycetes, Eurotiales, Aspergillaceae. The transcript has 3 exons.
AUGGGAAAGAUGUCCGCCAAUAUCGGACGUCGGCUGUACUCCCAUAUAUGGGGGUCAGCAACUCCCUUCUUGGGUCGCAUACGCCCACGCAUCGCGUCAGAGUCGACAUUCGAUUCUUUUUUCGCCCGACGGCUAUCAACACCGGCUGCGAAACCCACCUACCUAACCAGACGAUUCGCAUCUGGAGGCUUUUUUGUUCUCGGUAUCUCUCCUAAAUCUGCUGCUGCCGAGUCAAGUGCAGCCUGCAUUCUUCCCUCGAAAAAAUUAGCGGCGCAAUAUGUUUGGAGGCGGACUGUGCACAAUACGCCCAACGACCAACCUCGCGGAAAAGACCCAAAAGAUUCAACCACCGAUGAAUCCCAUAAUUACUCUGAUGACCAUAAACAAACGACUAUCAAAAAGACCGACAAUAUUCCCUCCCAUCCUUCCUCGUCGCCUCAACCCCCACCUCACUUCGCGCCCUCAAAUCGCCACUUAAUGGACCGGCUUCCGCAUAUGCCGCAUCUUCAUCGCCCGACUAAGGAAGAACUGUUAGCUGCAGCUACAGGUUUCUGGUCUCGGCUGAAAGUACGGUUUAAGUGGUUCUCGAUCAGAAGCGUACGGCCGUUCAGUUUGGACGAGAUAGCCGCGCUCUUUUCGUGGGUUCUUCUCGGUCAUAUUGUAUGGGUCGUCGUGGGAACAACCACCUUUUUCUCUCUUCUCAUUCUUGCUAUCAACACAGUGUUCGCACAAGAAACACUAGCUGGCUGGGUAGGUAACCAUCUCACCAAAUCAUCCGGGGCCAAGGUUGUUUUCGAGUCUGCUAUCGUACCGAAAUGGCGCGGUGGCGUCAUUACAUUCAAGAACGUUUUUGUUUCAAGACGACCCGGUCAAGGCACCGGGCAUGUUAGCAAGGGUUCUCCGCAGACUGCUGCCGCUGCGGCUGAAGCCGCAGCCCGAGGUGAACCAUUACCUGAAGAAAAAACCGUGACAGAGGAUGAGGAUACCAACUACACACAAUUCGACCUUUCCAUUGAGACUGUUAACGUCACUCUAUCGUUUACAAAAUGGCUGAAUGGGAAGGGCCCACUCCGUGACGUGGAAGUGAAGGGAAUUCGCGGAGUUGUCGACCGUCGACAUGUCUACUGGCCGGAAGAAGACCUCGAUCCCAAAUCAUACCGACACGAUCAUAACCCCGGUGACUUUGAGAUUGACUCGUUCAAGAUGCACGAUGUUCUAGUCUCGGUCUAUCAACCCGAUAACUUCCGCCCGUUCUCUGUUAGCAUCUUCUCCUGCGAUCUCCCCCAGUUGCGCAAACAGUGGCUAUUCUACGACUUCAUGUCGGCCAACAUGAUGUCCGGAUCAUUUGACAACUCCCUCUUCACCAUUCACCCGCGUCAAACCCACGGUUUCACAGGAGCCCGUUUAGAGGAUGGCAACGGAGAGGACGGAAAGCCUAGCCCAUGGAAGAAACAUAGUCGGAUACGCGUUGAUGCGCUCAACAUCGACCAUCUGAACCGUGGCGUACAAGGCCCCUUUUCCUGGAUCCACGAAGGCACAGUGGACAUUGUGGCCGAUAUAAUGUUCCCCGCCGACAGCGACGAGAGCCUGGCGAAAGUCAUGACCGACUUUUACGAUCGCCUCGAAGCAACCGUUACCUCGAACCAAUUUUCCGAGCCAGUGUCGCAGCGACUACACGCUGACCCAGAAACCAUGUCUGAUUCCGAUAAACGAUUAUUAGCCAUGGACUUGCGAGUUCAUCUUAACAAUGUCCGGGCCGUGGUUCCCAUCUUCACCCGUGACCUUUCCUACAUCAAUAAUGCGCUCAUUCGACCCAUCGUCGCAUACAUCAAUUCGAAGCGCACCUUUAUUCCCAUUAAUUGUCGGCUGGUCAAGCGUGUCGGCGACUUUGAUGGAAGCUGGACUAUCUUUGACAGCGCCUUGAUGGAUGACUUGUCUGCUGCAACCUAUGAUGCAUUCGCUCGUGACGUGGUAGAUGACGAAGCACGCAAAAGGCGAUUCAAGAAGGUCGGCUUUUGGUCCCUUCAGCUGGCUGCUCAAGCCCUCUUCAUGGGGAUGGCUGGCAACAUCGCAUGA